Molecule: messenger RNA, 594 nt
Organism: Komagataella phaffii GS115
Lineage: Eukaryota; Fungi; Ascomycota; Pichiomycetes; Pichiales; Pichiaceae
Exons: 2
Coding region: 1-594 (197 amino acids)
Biological process (GO): proton transmembrane transport
Cellular component (GO): proton-transporting V-type ATPase, V0 domain
Molecular function (GO): proton-transporting ATPase activity, rotational mechanism
Source: RefSeq, a predicted model, not a curated record
AUGGCUCUCUAUACAAAUACCCUGAUAACGUUUGCAUUCCUGACAGUCGGAGGAUAUCUUUUAUUCAACGGAAAUGGGGAACAAUUCAACGUGGGUGACUUUUUGGAGACUACAUCUCCCUAUAUGUGGGCAAAUCUGGGUAUAGCAAGUUGCAUUGGAUUCUCGGUCAUUGGUGCUGCAUGGGGAAUUUUCAUAACAGGUUCUUCGAUCAUCGGUGCAGGUGUCAAAGCUCCCAGAAUCACAACAAAAAAUUUAAUCUCCAUCAUUUUCUGUGAGGUGGUGGCUAUUUAUGGGCUUAUUAUGGCCAUUGUUUUUAGUUCCAAGCUGAACCCAGUCGAUGCCGUGAAUUUACUUUCCAAAUCCAAUCAGUAUACAGGUUAUUCAUUAUUCUGGGCUGGUCUUACUGUUGGUGUAUCCAACCUCAUUUGUGGCCUUGCCGUUGGUGUAACAGGAUCUACGGCUGCGAUUGCUGAUGCUGCUGACUCUGCUUUGUUUGUGAAAAUUCUGGUUAUCGAAAUUUUUGGUUCUGUUCUGGGUCUGUUUGGUCUGAUUGUCGGACUUCUGAUGGCAGGUAAAGCUGCAGAGUUCAGCUGA